Molecule: messenger RNA, 778 nt
Organism: Thamnophis elegans (Western terrestrial garter snake)
Lineage: Eukaryota; Metazoa; Chordata; Lepidosauria; Squamata; Natricidae
Product: 4'-phosphopantetheine phosphatase-like
Exons: 6
Coding region: 82-561 (159 amino acids)
Biological process (GO): coenzyme A biosynthetic process
Cellular component (GO): cytosol; nucleus
Molecular function (GO): ATP binding; pantothenate kinase activity
Source: RefSeq, a predicted model, not a curated record
CGAAACGGAGCCCCAGUUUGGAUUCCAAGAAGCCAAGGAAAAAUUACAAGAGCGUCCUUGGCUCGAGGAUUCGUACAGCGAAUGGGUGGAACGGCUCAAGAUAACAGUGGAAUUGAUGUCAUCUUAGGUGUCUUCCCUUUUGUUAGGGAAUUGCUCUGUAGGGGCACGGAGGUUAUUUUGGCUUGCAAUUCAGGUCCUGCCCUGAAUGACGUCACGUAUAACGAAUCCUUGCUUGUGGCGGAAAGGAUUGCGACUAUGGAUGCCAUCAUUCGAACUGCCCUGAAGGAAGAGAGGCUCCUCUUGGUUCAGACAGGAUCCAGUUCGCCCUGCUUGGAUCUCAGCCGCUUGGACAAGGGCCUGGCCAGCUUGGUCCGAGAGCGGAAGACCGACCUGGUGAUCAUCGAAGGAAUGGGCCGGGCCAUCCACACCAACUACCACGCCAAGCUGAAGUGCGAGAGCCUUAAGCUGGCAGUGCUGAAAAACUCUUGGCUGGCCGACCGUUUGGGCGGGAAGAUCUUCAGCGUCAUUUUCAAGUACGAGGUCCCCCUCAAAUCCUCCUGAUGAACCCCCAGAGGGGGCACCCCGAAAGAGGCCGAGCUCCGACUUAGCCAAGGACUUGCACUAGUUACAAUUUUAAUGGUAAAGAAUGUAUUUUUAUUACCACAGGGAAAAUGAGUUCUCUCUCUCUCUCUCUUGCGCGCGCACACACACACCACACACCUCUGUAUUUAUAUUGUGCUUUUGUGACUUAAAAAGAAAGCAGCUAUCACUCACUCCA